AUGCCUGAUCUCUUCGACAAGGGCAGGUACUUCAACCGAACCCUAUUUUUGAGUGUCUUCUUGAUCGCCGUCUCUACUUUCAAUUAUGGUUUUGAUAACCAAGCGUUUUCCACGAUUCAAGCCAUGGAACACUUUACCAAGCGCUUUGGCGAAUAUGAUACAGUCAAGAGCAAAUACGUGCUCCCGCCUUCAUGGCUGUCUCUCUUCAACAGUCUCAACUACAUCGGAUUUGCAGCCGGCGUCAUCAUUGGAAGUCUGAUCUCUUCUCGCUUUGGCCGCAGGUGGUGCAUGUUCGUCAUGUCUAUCUAUGCUCUGGGAACAGCAACUAUUGCAGUCACGUCGAACAGCAAGGAUCAGAUCAUGGCGGCACGCAUCCUUAACUACGUCUACGUCGGUAUGGAGCUCUCCGUUGUUCCAAUCUUCCAAUCGGAAAUUGUUCCCGCUCCGGUUCGCGGCUUUGUCGUCGGCACAUACCAGCUGAGCUUGGUUGUGGGCGGCCUCACGAUCAACAGCAUCUGCUACGGGACAAGCAAGAUUGACGACAACAGGUCUUGGCGAAUCCCCCUCGGCCUUUUCUACAUUGUACCGAGCAUCGUUGCGGCUUUGAUAUUUUUGGUGCCUGAGUCUCCCAGAUGGCUUCUGCGACAGAACCGUCCCGAGGAGGCCAAGGCUAUGCUUGUCAAAUUGCGCCAGGGAGCUUUCACAACGGACGAAGUUGAGGCUGAAUUCCUCGAGCUCCGCCUGGCACUGGAGAGUGAAGAGAAAGGGAAGUUUGUCGAAGUCUUCCGUGGCAAAAACGUGCUGCGGACCGCCAUCGUUAUUGGCGUCAAUUUCUUCCAGCAAGCCACAGGACAAGCAUUUGCGUCGCAGUACGGCGCCGUCUACGUCCGAACUCUAGGAAUUUUCAACCCAGUGUUGUUCAGCCUGAUCAACUCUGCGAUCAACGUGAUCAUUAACUCGGGCACUUUACUUGUGACUGACAAAUUAGGAAGACGCACACUCCUCAUGAUUUCCUCCGUUGCUAUGAUGGGCUGCCUGCUGUCAAUGGGAAGCCUGGGCAUCCAGGUCCCCGUCUCGACGGCCCGUAUGAAGGGCAUCAUGGCGCUGAUUUCACUGUUUGGAGCCAGCUUUUCGCUUGGCUGGGCUCCAUUGACCUACGUUGUUGCCACGGAGGUUUCAGCGCUCCGCCUUCGCGACCAUACGUCUCGCGUUGGGUUCACGGUCAACGUAGUCUUCAACUUCCUCGUAAACUUCUCUAUCCCCUAUCUUGUCUGGCCGGAGAAUGCCGGGCUUGGCAGUAAAGUUGGCUUCAUUUUUGGGAGCGUUGCAUUCUGCUCGCUGAUCUUUACGUACUUUUGCGUACCUGAGUGCAAGGGAAAAACGCUGGAGCAGGUCGAUUAUCUGUUCAAGACUGGAGUCGGACUUCGACACUUUGUUGACGCAGAUGCCGGCGGCCUCUUGAAGUCGAAUCAGGGGUUGCAACGCAAGGAGGAACAUCAAAGCGACGUUGAGAAAGGGUCAUCGUUUGUUGCAUACCAAAAGGAUUCCAAAUGA
This is a messenger RNA of Verticillium nonalfalfae, 1554 nucleotides long. RefSeq lists its product as uncharacterized. Gene Ontology annotation, cellular component: membrane. Gene Ontology annotation, biological process: transmembrane transport; carbohydrate transport. Lineage: Eukaryota; Fungi; Ascomycota; Sordariomycetes; Glomerellales; Plectosphaerellaceae. Gene Ontology annotation, molecular function: carbohydrate:proton symporter activity. The transcript is spliced from 5 exons. The record is from RefSeq and is a predicted model, not a curated record. The coding region runs from base 1 to 1554 and encodes 517 amino acids.